Panonychus citri (citrus red mite) is the source of this 1922-nucleotide messenger RNA. RefSeq names its product zinc finger protein 300-like. The record is from RefSeq and is a predicted model, not a curated record. Gene Ontology annotation, molecular function: DNA-binding transcription factor activity; RNA polymerase II cis-regulatory region sequence-specific DNA binding. Gene Ontology annotation, biological process: regulation of transcription by RNA polymerase II. Bases 493 to 1602 code for a protein of 369 amino acids. The transcript has 5 exons. Lineage: Eukaryota; Metazoa; Arthropoda; Arachnida; Trombidiformes; Tetranychidae.
UUAAUUGACUUUUUGGUUGAGAAUUUUUUGUUCUUCUUUCUUGUUUAAUUGUUACAAUUUAAAUGUUUAAUUGUGAUUAUUGGGUCUCUUUUAGCAAUCAUCUUAAAUUACCCGAUCUUAUUAAUCUUAAGACUUUUGCCAAAUUCUAAAUUAUCUUAUUGUUAUUGUGAUACAAAAUUAUUCUAUCACUGCUGCUACUGCAGCUUCCACACACCAACAUAGUCUUACUUUCACUUCUCUCUUUUUCUCUUUCUUUCUAUUUUAUUUUCUACUCUCUUUAGUGUUAAUUCUCUUUCUUCCUUCUCUUUCUUUUCUUCUCUCUCUCUCUCUCUCUCUUUCUUUCUAUUUUUCCCUUUGGUUUACACUCUCCUUUAACUUCUCUCUUUGGACCUUUUACUUUUUUGUUUCUACUGUUAUCUCUCUGUUCAUCUUCUUCUCUCAAUCGGCUGUUUUAUUCUGUUCUGGUUGUAAGUUUAAGGUUGGGAACACGAGAUGGAAACAAGAAUUCAAACCAAUUCCAAUAAAUUCCCUUUAAUCAAUUUAAAUCCAAUUGAAUGUAAAGAGGGUAUUGACGAACGGUUAAUAUCAACCCACCGUAUUUUAAUUCCUGCUACAUCACCUGUUGUUACCACCCAAACUAUCAAUAACGCUGUUGCCCAGAAUAAUAAUACAAUUAGCAUCACAAGUUAUACAACUGCGUCAGUUGUUUGGGCUUGUCCAUCUUGCAAAAUUCCAUUCAAAAGUGCCACCGAACUUCAAAGUCAUUUGACGGUGCAUACAAAAGUAGAAAAAAGUGUCCCUUGUCAACAAUGUGGUAAAUUGUUCGCUAGUGCUGAAAGAGUAAGAAUACAUAUAAGACAAGCUCAUGGGGAGAAGUCUUGUGCAUGUGAAAUCUGUGGAUCAGGAUUUUCUUAUAGAUGUAAAUUACUUGAUCAUAUGCGUACACAUACAGGUGAUAAACCAUUCACUUGUGAAACUUGUGGACGUUCAUUUUCACAGAAAAAUCACCUCAGAAGACAUUCUAUGAUCCAUACUGGAGAGAGGCCUUUUCCUUGUGAUAUUUGUGGUCGAGGUUUUUAUCGUAAAGAUAAAUUAAAUCGACAUCGAAAAACUCACUUAAAUCCAGGUGGAAAUCGAGGGAAUCGAGCAAACAACAAUCAUACCACAACUUUAGCUAAUAAUUUACCUUCAUCAUUAGUUGUAGCUCAACCUCAACAUAUUAAUGUUAAUUCGAUACCAUCAUCUACAACAAUCCAACUAAUUUCCUUACCAUUGGACUCACCUUUGGGAACGCAAUUCACUUUUAAUUCGGCACCAACCCAUCAACAACAACAACAACAACAGCAACAGCAACAACAACAGCAACAACAACAACAACAGCAGCAGCAGCAGCAACAACAACAACAACAACAACAACAGCAACAACAACAAAAGCAGCAGCAGCAACAACAACAACAACAGUCCAUCCAACAGCAAACCGCACCACAACCCCAACAAUCUGCAACACAAGCACCUCAACAACAACAACAACAACAAUCACCGCAAUCACAAGAGCAGGCUCAACAACAACAAACACAAAAACAAGCACAAGUCCAACCAUAAAUGUAAUAAAUAUAUAUUAUAUAUACAUACAUAUAUUUGAAACACGAAAAUUCAAUUAAAUGGGAAUAAAUCUGAAAACGGAUUAACCCCAUAGAAUAUAGUCAAUGUUGCUUGGAAAGUAAAGAAAAAGACCCAACAUCACCAUAUAUACACAAUUCACAAUGACAAACAAAAAAGAUCGUAAAAAAAGAGCUUAUAAGCUUCUAACACUAAUUUAACAACAAGAACAAAAAAAACUGCAAUCAAUUUUUUCACUCCAAAUCAAACAAAAAAAGGAGCUUUAUAUUUGUUGAAAAUACAUUGAUUAACUUAAAGUGUAA